This is a messenger RNA of Moneuplotes crassus, 2256 nucleotides long. Lineage: Eukaryota; Ciliophora; Spirotrichea; Euplotida; Euplotidae. The record is from the annotation of a GenBank genome assembly.
AUGGAACGAAAUCUUGACAAGAAAGCUGCCAAACAAAGCACAACUUAUCUCAGCGACAAAUCCAUUGAGAAAUAGAAAGCAGGCUGCCACUGAAGUCGGAGAAAUCGUCGAUGACCUUGUCGGACAGAACAAAGAGACAGACAUCAAAAGAUUUAUCGAAGAGUUCUCACUGAUGACCAACGAAGAGAUGCCCCAGAGAAGGAGAACUGGCCUGUACGGAAUCAGCGCUAUUGCUGUUGCUUUGUAUCAGAAAGGCACUUCCGAGUAUUUGUCGCUGCUUCUGAACCCGGUGAUGAGCAAGUUCAGCGACAGAGAGCCCAAAGUACAGCUGGCUGCAUGAGAUGCCAUGUUUAACAUUUUGAUGGUUUGCAAAGAAGACAUCAUUUUUGACAAGUCGUUUCCAAUUACCUUUGACAGGAUCGUGUCCAUUGUGUCAUAUCCGAACAACGAUGUCAAAGACUGGGGCAGGAAACUCGUCGAGCAGCUCGAAGACAUCGUGUAUGGAGCAUUGGUCAAGAACAAUAUUUUCGAUCUGGAUUCGCUGCUCGACACCAUUUACACGAAGCUGUCAAAGUCUAAAAACCAAGACAUUUCGCUGGUGCUGAUCAGGUGGAUUGAGACGCUUAGCUCAAUGACCAAUGUCGACAUUCUGAAGUGUCUACCGAGGUUUCUGGAGCGGUUCUUUGAAAUCAUGAGCACCAACGCCAAACAUGAUGUGUAUGACUUAACUUACAACCAGCUGAACGUGUUCUUGAAAGACUACCAGGAGUGCCAGAGCAGAUCAGUCGAACUAGACAUUCAGAUUCUGCGCAAAGCCUUGAAGUUCUUACUAAAGAAGAAGAGUCUCGACAUCGACCAGAGUAGGUAUUUAGCUAUUAUCUGGUUGGAAGAGUUCUUGAAGUUUUUCAACGAAGAUCUUGUAAAAGAGGUCGCCUUUGAAGAUCUGAAAGAUGAUAAAGUGGAGUUUUAUGAGUCUGACGACUCUCUGCCACAAUUUGGAAAUUUUGAAGAAGAAAAAGGAGGGCCUGAAGAAGAUAAGGAAGAAUCAAAGGAUAUGGAAGCAGAGAGAGCACAAAUGAGAGAAGAACUAGGAUCACGACUAUUCCCAGAAAUGCUGAAUUGUGUUCUAUACUACAUCAAUACAGGAAAUACAGAGGUUGUGGCAAUUCUUGGAAGAAUCAACACUCUUCUUCAAAAACUAGUGAUAGUAAUAAAUUUAAAGAUUACAUCACCUAAAACAAACAAAAAUGAACUUGAUCCUAUUCUUGUAUGAUUGCGAAAAAAUUUUAUUAAAGGAAAAGUAAAGACAAAGGAAAUUUGUAUUGGUUGGUUCACUGAAUUAUUCAAGCACUACUCUGAUACCCUUCUCAACAAGGAAGAUGAAAUUCUUGAAAAUAUCAUUCAAAGUAUCAACUUUAAGGAGUCUAAAUUGACGGAAAGUGUUCUUCAGCUUUUGUGUCUUAUGUCAAGCAAGAACCAGCAAUUUCUCAAAGAAAUUGUCGAAAUGCUAUUGAAAAGGUUUAAUAAUGAAAAAGACAUCGAAAUGGAAUAUAUAAACAACUUAAUUCACAUCAUGUGCUCCAAUAUCGACCAAAAAUUGGUCUUUUCAGAAUUUGCGAUAGAAAUAAUGAAAUUCAAUAACUACCAAUUCGUAUCAUUUAUGAUUGAAAUAUUGGAUCUCAUUCUCUCUGGAGCGCCAGUAUAUCAACCACUAAGAGAUAUACUUAGCAAGGAGAAGAAGGAGCCUGAAGAUAAGGAAUUUUUCACAACUCUGUUCAAUACUUGGUGAUUUAACCCUCUUUCAGCACUAAAUUUAUGCUUCCUUGCUAAGAAAUAUAAGCUUGCUUAUCACCUUUUGCUCUGAAUAGGAGAUAAUAUGACUUUUGAUAAGGAUAAGCUUAUCCAGUUGUGAAACAUAGUGCAACUAAUAGAGAGCCCUGCCUUUCUUGAGCUAAGAAUUGACUUGCUUGAUCCUGGAAAGAACUACUACUUAAUCAAAACUCUUCAAGGAAUACUCCUAAUGAUCCCAAUCAGCAAGGCCUUUAAUGCGUUAAAAACUAGGCUGGAAUGAGUUAAUCUGGACCCGAGGGCUUCUUUCGCAGUUGAAGCAAUGGAGAUCCAAGAAACAGAGAACCCUAAUGAGGAAGAUGAGAAGGAAAUACAAGAAUGCUUGACUAUGUUCAAAAAUUCCAUUGAUUUAGCAAAAGAUUCCAAUAAAAAGUCAGGAUAAUUAUUUCAAUCGCAAGGAUACUUUAC